Messenger RNA from Pantherophis guttatus, 465 nucleotides. It is a transcript of the gene ATP5MK, whose product is annotated as ATP synthase membrane subunit k. NCBI's taxonomy places the organism in Eukaryota, Metazoa, Chordata, Lepidosauria, Squamata, Colubridae. Gene Ontology annotation, cellular component: proton-transporting ATP synthase complex. The record is from RefSeq and is a predicted model, not a curated record.
CUUAUCGAAGAUUGGUUAGGGAAGGUUGGUCAAUUGAAUGACUCCAUUUUGUACGUGAAGGGCAUUGAGUCGUUCAUACCUAGAGCAGGAGGCGGCAGCGGAUAGGAAACGCGAUCAAGCAAUAAUGGCAGGACACGAUUCUGGAACACAACACCAAUUUACAGGAUUUAAGAAAUACUUCAAUAGCUACACAAUAAUAGGCAGAAGAAAUUAUGUGAUCCUUACAUAUGGAAGCCUUCUAGUGCUCUUCCUUGGAUAUAAAAUGAGGAAACCUAAGGAAAUUUCACACAAAUAAGUUCUUAUUGUUGGACCUUCCUUGUUGUAUUGCUGUCUGUGAGUUGCAGAAGCAGAUGCAGUUCAGUAAAUCAUGAAAAAUGACUAUAUUUGCCUUUAGUAUCAAUCCAUGAGUGAAAACUGUCCAAAUUUCUGAUGUGUAUUAUUAAUUAAAGAGACCCUCUCUAUCUA